This is a messenger RNA of Zophobas morio, 1624 nucleotides long. RefSeq names its product cytochrome P450 307a1-like. Gene Ontology annotation, molecular function: iron ion binding; monooxygenase activity; heme binding. Lineage: Eukaryota; Metazoa; Arthropoda; Insecta; Coleoptera; Tenebrionidae. The coding region runs from base 104 to 1570 and encodes 488 amino acids. The record is from RefSeq and is a predicted model, not a curated record. The transcript has 3 exons.
UUGAAAUCGCUUGUAUAAAACUCGAUUAGAGCAGUGUUAGCCCAGACGACGUCUCUGCACCGUACCGAACGUUGUUCUCUGGUGGGUUUGUCCGCGUCUCAACAUGUUCUUCAUCCACCUCACGCAAUUCACCCUCUACUUGGUCGCUUUCGUGGCGAUCGCGACCCUCUUCGCAAUCGCCGAGUGCUUCCGAACCCGCAAAGACGAUCUCCGACCCCCCGAGCCCAUGAAACUGCCCAUCAUCGGCCACUUGCACCUCAUGGCCGGCUACCAGGUGCCCUACCAAGCCUUCGACGCCCUGGCGAAGAAGUUCGGCUCGGUGUUUAGGUUGCAAUUGGGCUGCGUUAAGUGCGUUGUGAUCAACGGCCAGAAGAACAUCCGGGAGGCGUUGGUGACGAAGGGACACCACUUCGACUCGAGGCCCAACUUCGAGAGGUACCGCCAGCUGUUCUGCGGGGACAAGGAGAACUCUUUGGCUUUCUGCAACUGGUCCAACACACAGAAGGUGAGGCGGGACAUGCUCAAGGCCUACACAUUCCCGAGGGCCUUCACCAACAGGUACUACUCUCUGGAGGAACUCAUUAGUUUGGGUGCGCAGUCGAUCGUGGAAUCGUGCUCUGGGGAAGCCCUCACCAAGGGGGUCAUCUCCAGGAGCUGCGCUAACAUCUUCACUAGACACUUCUGCUCGAGAAACUUCGGCCUAAACGACGCGGACUUCGUGGAAAUGGUGGACAACUACGACGACAUCUUCUACGAGGUGAACCAAGGCUACGCUGCGGAUUUUCUUCCGUUCUUGAUGCCUCUCCACGACAGGAAUCUGAAGAGGGUCAACCGACUCACGCACAAAAUCCGGGAUUUCGUUCUGACUAGAAUCAUCGAAAGCCGGUUCGAGGAGUCGGACCCCACUUCGGAGCCCGACGAUUACGUUGAUAGUCUCAUCAAGUACGUGAAGAGCGAGGAGACGGACCUGACUUGGGACUCGGCGCUUUUUGCUCUGGAAGACAUCAUCGGGGGCCACUCGGCCGUGGCUAACUUCCUAGUCAAACUCCUGGCGUUCCUGGCCAAGGAGCCCCAAGUCCAGCUCACAAUCCAGGAGGAAAUCGACCGCGUUCUGGGGUCCAAAGAACUCACCAUCUCCGACCGCACUCUGCUUCCGUACACGGAAGCCACCAUUUUCGAGGCCAUUCGAUUGAUCGCUUCUCCCAUCGUCCCCAGGGUGGCAAACCGAGACAGCUUCAUCAACGGUUAUCACGUCGAGGAGGGUACGGUGAUCUUCUUGAACAACUACGACCUCAGCAUGUCCGAAGAGCUUUGGGACGAACCCGAGAAGUUUAAACCGGAGAGAUUCAUCAGAGAAGAGCGUUUCUACAAACCGGAUCACUUCCUGCCGUUCGGUGGAGGCAGGAGGAGUUGUAUGGGUUACAAAAUGGUACAGUUAGUUAGUUUCGGGAUUUUGGGAGGACUGAUGCAGAAGUAUACGGUGCUGACGGAUCGUCCGAAUUAUACAGUUCCUGUAGGAUCUCUAGCUUUGCCUAAAGAUACCUUUAGUUUUAGAUGCGUUAGAAGAUAAUGAAGAUCGUUCGAAGCUCAAACCGGAAGUAUUUCAAAAAAGAUAGAUGUACAA